UUUAACGUUGUCACAAUGGCUCGUAUGAACAGACCGGCCCCUGUGGAGAUCACUUACAAAAACAUGAGGUUCCUCAUCACCCACAAUCCCACCAACGCCACCCUGAACAAGUUCAUCGAGGAGCUGAAGAAAUACGGAGUCACCACCGUCGUGAGAGUUUGUGAGGCCACCUAUGACGCCACCCUGGUGGUGAAAGAGGGAAUCCAAGUUCUGGAUUGGCCGUUCGACGACGGCGCUCCUCCCUCCAACCAGAUCGUGGACGAUUGGCUGAACCUGCUGAAGCUGAAGUUCAGGGAGGAGCCGGGCUGCUGCGUCGCUGUGCACUGUGUGGCGGGGCUGGGGAGAGCUCCUGUUCUGGUCGCACUCGCCUUGAUUGAAUGUGGGAUGAAAUAUGAAGACGCUGUCCAGUUCAUUCGACAGAAGCGUCGAGGAGCGUUCAACAGUAAGCAGCUGUUCUACCUGGAGAAAUAUCGUCCAAAGAUGCGUCUGCGCUUCAAAGACUCCAACGGCCAUCGCAAUAACUGCUGCAUCCAGUAA
Molecule: messenger RNA, 537 nt
Organism: Scomber scombrus (Atlantic mackerel)
Lineage: Eukaryota; Metazoa; Chordata; Actinopteri; Scombriformes; Scombridae
Gene: ptp4a1
Product: protein tyrosine phosphatase 4A1
Exons: 5
Coding region: 16-537 (173 amino acids)
Biological process (GO): protein dephosphorylation
Cellular component (GO): nucleus
Molecular function (GO): protein tyrosine phosphatase activity
Source: RefSeq, a predicted model, not a curated record